AUGAAGAUAUAUGAGGUGUUAGUAAAAAUUAUAAAAGACAAUAUUAACAAUGAUAGGCUUUUUGAAGCAUACAAGACCCUUAAGCAGCCUCUUGUUGCUGAGGCUAUCACAUAUCGUUGUGACCGAAAUCGUGAACUGAUAAUCGGUCGAUAUCUCAAGGUAUUUGAACUUCAGACCGAAGGCUUUUAUUGUUUCAUCUCUGUGGUGGAAAUAGUUGGACGUGGAAUCUAUCGUCGAAGAACAUUGUCCCGGUUCACUUUGCCAACAAGGGUGCUAGAUUUAUAUUACCUUUAUGACCUCUUUAGAGCCAUGUUUUGUUUUCGAAAUGAACUAGCAGCGUCAUUAAAUAUUAUCCAGAAACUCAAAAUUGCAAAGGCCCGAAAACUUAAAAUAGACGACCCAGUUGGUGAUUAUAUGUUGCGGGUGCCACCUUCAUGA
Messenger RNA from Racocetra persica, 438 nucleotides. The record is from the annotation of a GenBank genome assembly. Lineage: Eukaryota; Fungi; Glomeromycota; Glomeromycetes; Diversisporales; Gigasporaceae.